AUGUCUCGGCCUGCUAACGGCUUGCCGAGUCAGGCAGGACUUGGUGACAACAGUGCCCCUGAUCCCACGGCCAACCCUCUUCUCUCUCGCGACAACAUCACUUCCAAUUCCCAAGAUCACCUCGAUUCUCAUCGCUCUCGCCCAUCACAAAAGCGCUCAUCCUCCAACAGCGACUCCCAGGCCACCAUCCUCUCCUCCGACGAGUCCAACCGCGUCUUCACCCCGCCCAUGAUCGAGACAGCCGCCAGCGACGGAGGCCCGGGCAGUGGCCAAGGUUCCAGCCAGGAGUCGCAAUUGUUCCAGCUUUCGCAACUGGCUGCUGCCCAGGACAAGCUGCCCGGCCAAGCUCAGCCCCUCCGCUCUGCCGUCAAGAGGACCGCCGACGGCACCAUCAAGGACCCACGAUUUUCCCCUACAGCCUCUCCAGGCCGGGGCGUCAGCCACUCGAGGAAUACCAGUGCCGUGAGCGCUGCUUCUACUGCUAGCAGUCGCGUCACCGAGCUUUCCUCCGAGCUGAAGACACGCCUCUCCUACGCUCUGCUCAAGGUCAACAACGGUUGGGAAUCGCGAAACAUCAACCAAGUCGAGACUCUGGCAUCAAGAGGUGUUUCUCCGGUAUCGAGCAACUCUACAAUCCCCGGCGCGCCAAGAUCGUCGGCUAGCCCGCGCAUCCAAACUUCACAUGCUCCAACGCCUCUGACUCCACACGCCGCGUCCCUGCCCAUCACGGCCCCUGAGAAUGCCUCGCAAGGCCCUCCAGCCAGUCCAGCAUCACAUCCCGCGAAUAUCCAGCUACUGGACAUUCCUUCCCUCGCCCCUCCAGUAUCGAUACAACCCCAUCACAGUGAAGGCAACCCUCGGCGGAAUCCGAACCCAAAGCACCCGCCCAACUUCCCACCACCACAGCCGCAUCAUGCCAGCCCACGAACGCCUUCUCUGGCCUCUUUGAAUCUUUCGCCAGAUCCGCGAGGUCUGCUCAAUGCUGGAGACCCAAUGGUGGUCUCACCCACUCACAACAACCGCGAGAAGGAUGCCAUGGAAGCUCUGCUCUUCAUGAGCAGCCCGGGCAAUUCUGCAAACCUCAAGCAGUUUCCAAGGGACUCUCAACCCCUCGAGCGUGUCCGCAACGGGGCGUCUGCCGCAUUUGCGUCGCAAAGGACCGCGUUGCCCACUUCCGCUCCAAAAAGGAAGAGCCUUCCCAACGGCCGUCCAACCCAUAGCUCACAACCACUCCCCACGGCGCAUUCGCCCAAGAAACGCGUUGGCUUUGGGAAAUCUCAUAGCACGCUAAGUGAGAUGGAGAUUGACGACCCUACGAGUCCUCGCCGUCACGCCGGUUAUGCGCGUCCGGCGGCACCACCACGGAAAGCAAAUGGCACAGCAGUAGACAUGCUACCGCCACAUGGGAAAUUCGCGGUGCCACUCACCUCAGCAUCCGGCAGGCCCACGCGGCCUAAGCCCAGGAUUAGGUCUUACGAGGACCUUGACGCAAUGCUCGACCGUGUGGCCGCGGAGGCCUCGUCAUCGGACUCUGACGAUGAAAUUGACCUUUCCGUGUCAUCGAGAAGGCGCGAGGGCUCUGCCGGGAUGCGUGGUUGA
Diaporthe amygdali is the source of this 1599-nucleotide messenger RNA. RefSeq lists its product as uncharacterized. Bases 1 to 1599 code for a protein of 532 amino acids. The record is from RefSeq and is a predicted model, not a curated record. NCBI's taxonomy places the organism in Eukaryota, Fungi, Ascomycota, Sordariomycetes, Diaporthales, Diaporthaceae. Gene Ontology annotation, molecular function: transcription coregulator activity. The transcript has 2 exons. Gene Ontology annotation, cellular component: cytoplasm; SBF transcription complex.